Messenger RNA from Ornithorhynchus anatinus (platypus), 7258 nucleotides. RefSeq names its product nuclear receptor coactivator 6 (gene NCOA6). Bases 354 to 6725 code for a protein of 2123 amino acids. Gene Ontology annotation, cellular component: histone methyltransferase complex; transcription regulator complex; nucleus. Gene Ontology annotation, biological process: positive regulation of transcription by RNA polymerase II. Lineage: Eukaryota; Metazoa; Chordata; Mammalia; Monotremata; Ornithorhynchidae. The record is from RefSeq and is a predicted model, not a curated record. The transcript has 16 exons.
GGAGCCGGGAUUAGAGCCCGUGACCUUCUGACUCCCAGAGCAGAAAACUGAAACUCAGAGGCGUUAGGUGACUCGCCUGGGGUCACACAGCAUGUGAAUAGCAGAGUCGAGGCCUCAAGGCUUACAGACCUGGGAUCCCUCCGGAUUCUGCUUUGUUGCUGACAAUGCCCGCCUGUCGGGCUGUAGACACAAUGACCUGGAUAGGUGAUACGAAUUAAGAAAUACAUCAUUUUAGUCUCCCCGAUGGCCUCCGCGGCCUCCUCCUUCCCGGGAACGGAGCGUCCUCCACGGCUUGGGAACCCCGGACCCUGCCGGAUUUAGAAGCCGUCUUCGCUUCCUCGUGCUCCUCCACCAUGGAAGACCCAGAGGCGGAGUUCGACUCCGGGCUGGAAGAGGACGACUCAGAACGGCAAGACGUUGUUUUGGGGGAGUCCACAAUCUUCGUGGCCUUCCGGGGAAACAUAGACGACGAGGACUUGAAACGGAAGCUCGACGCCAUAUUGGAGAACGUCCCCCAGCUCUUAAGCAUGGAGUCCGGCAGGCUGAGAGUGCAGAAGGUGGAACCGUGGAACAGCGUCCGCGUGACCUUCAACAUCCCCCGGGAGGCCGCGGAGCGGCUGCGGAACCUGGCACAGAACAACAACCGGCAGCUCCGGGACUUGGGGAUCCUCUCGGUGCAGAUCGAAGGGGAAGGAGCCAUCAACCUGGCUCUGACUCAGAAUCGAAGUCAAGAUGUCCGCAUGAACGGACCCAUGGGAGCAGGUAAUUCAGUGAGAAUGGAGUCGGCCUAUCCCAUGCCAGGCGGGCCAGGGUUGAUGAGAAUGAGCAGUCCGGCGGCUGUCAUGAUGCCCCAGGGAGGAAGCGUCUCAUCUUCUCUUCUGGCCGCGGGCGCCGGUGCCGACAUGCAACCCAGAGCCCCUCGGCCCGCCCCGCCACCAGAUGCACUGGACCCGCUCCUGUCCGGGCUCCCCCUGCAGCCGCCAAGUCACCCACCCGGGCCUCUUGGUCCUCAGCUCCACCCCAUGCAGGCCAUGGCAGGCAGCAGGCAGAUGAACCCCGCGAAUUUCCAGCAGCAGCCGCCGCCGCCGCCGCAGCUCCAACUCCAGCAGCAGCAGCAGCUGCAGCAACAGCAGCUCCAGCAGCAUCAGCUGCAGCUGCAACAGCAACAGAUGCAGGCCCGGCCCCCGCAGCAGCCGCCGCCGCCGCCGCCUCCGCAGGGCCUCCGCCCCCCCUUCCCGGCCUCCGCUCAGGUGCCCGUGCCCCCCGGGUGGAACCAGCUGCCGUCUGGAGCCCUUCAGCCCCCUCCGGCCCACGGGCCUCUGGGCCCCUUGACAGCAAACCCGGGCUGGAAAAAGGCCCCCAUGGCGGGGCCCGUGCAGCUGCAGCCUCAGCAACAGCCGCCGCCCACACCGCAGCCUCUCCAUCAGCCGCAGCCGCAGCCACCGCUGCAGCAGCCGCAACAGCAGCCGCCGCCUCUCCAGCAGCAGCAGCAGCAGCAGCAGCAGCAGGCAUCCCUGCUCCAAGCCCGCCCAUCUCUGGCCACAGCUCAGACACCCAACCACCCCCCGCCUCCGUACCCCUUCGGCAGUCAGCAGGCCUCGCAGGCGCACGCCAGCUUCCCUUCCCUGGGCAGCCCGGGCCCCUUCGCGGCGGCACAGAUGAAGAGCCUCCAGGGCGGGCCCUCCCGCGGCCCCGCGCCUCUCCAGCAGCCCCACCUGGCCUCCAAGUCCCCCGCCUCCUCUCCGUCCGCCUCUUCCUUCCAGCAGGGCUCUCCUGCCUCCUCUCCGACGGUCGGCCAGACCCAGCAGCAGCAACAGCAGCAGCAGCAGCAGAUGGGGCCGAGGCUGGCUCAGGGUAGCGCCCUUCCCCAGGGAUUCCAGCCCCCGGCCAGCUCUCCAGGGCGGAGUCCCAUGGUGCCGCCGCAGGGGAGUGUGCCGCCCAACUUCCUGGUGAUGCAGCAGCAGCAGCAGCAGCAGCAGCCGCCGCCGCAGCCCCAACCGCAGCCGCCGCCGCCAAGUCAGGGUCCACAAGGCUUGCAGCCCGGCCUGGGAGGAAUGCCCAAGCGCCUCCCACCCAGCUUCCCAGCCGGACCUGCCAACCAGGCCUUCAUGCCGGGUCAGGCCCCGCCUACGGCCGCGGGAGCCCCCGGGAGCACCGGAGCACCUCAGCUGCAAGCGAAUCAAAACGUGCCCCACGCAGGAGCCCAAGGAGCUGGCCCUCCCCAGCCCCAGCUGGCCGGCCCCCACGGCCCACCGAGCAUGAUGCAGCCCGGCUUGAUGGGUCUCCACGGCAACCUCAACCAACAGCCACUGCCACAGCCGCCUCCGCCGCCGCCGGCGGGUUCCGGCGGCGUGCCCCCGGUGAACCUGGCCAACGUGCCGCCGCAGUCUCAGCUCCUGGGCUUGCACCAGCAACUCCUGGCCUCCCAGGGGCCCAUGGCGACCCCGCAGGCGCCGAUGAUCCUCUCACGGACCCAGCUCAUGCCCCAGGGACAGAUGCUGGUGGCCCCUCAGGGCCAGGGCCAGGGCCAGGGCCUCGGGCCGUCUCCCCCCAGGAUGGCCCCGCCCAAGCCGCCGGCCCCGCCGCAGGGCCAGCCGCUGAUGUCGCCUCACGGGCAGGUGGUGGGCCCGCAGGGGCAGGUCGUGCUCCAGCAGAACCCCGGGAUGGAGCAGAUAAUGAGCGGACAGGUGCCACCCGGCAAGCCGCCCUUUGGGGCCCCGAGCCAGGCCGGGGUGCUGCUGAGGGGGCCGGCGCCGGCCCUGCAGGGGAGCAUGGUGCCGUUCCCGGCCCAGAUGAUGGCCCCGCAAGGCCCGGGGGGCGGCGGCGGCGGCGGCGGCGGCGGCGGCCCGGCUCAGCCCCUGCGGCCCGCGGGCCCCGCGGGCCCCGCCCCGCACGGGCCUCCGCAGCCUGGGGAAUCCCCGGCGGCCCCGAGCAGCGACGUCGGCCUGACCCAGUUGAUGCCCGACGUUUCGGCCCAGCAGGCGAACCUGGGACCUCCCCACCUCCCCGCCCUGCCGGGGGCCGCGGGAACGGGGACCCACUUCGCGGGGCCCGGGGGGCCGUUCGCCGCUCCCUUCGGCGGGCCGCCUGGCGGGAGCCAGCUGUCCUGCGGCCAGAGCCCCGGCUUCCCGGUCAACAAGGAUGUCACCCUGACCAGCCCUUUGCUGGUCAACCUGCUGCAGAGUGACAUUUCUGCCGGGCACUUCGGGGUGGGCAACAAACAGAAUGCCCCCAACGCCAACAAGCCCAAGAAGAAGAAGCCCCCGCGCAAGAAGAAGAACAGCCAACCUGGAGAGCCGCUCAUGCCUGCGGAUUCGCGCCCGACCGGGCUGGAGGAGUCUGACCAGCAGCCGCUGCCCGGAGAGGAAGGCGUCACCCUAGACAGCACCAGCCCCAAGCUGCCGGAUUUCACCAGUCGCCCACCGUGUUAUCCUUCUCAACCGGCUGAACAGAGGCCUCUUCAGCAGCUGCCUCCACCCCUCAUGCAGCACGUGGGCCCCCCGCCGCCGCAGCCGCCGCCCUUACCUCCCGCGCCGCCCCCGCCGCCGCCGCAGCCCCAGCAGCAGCAGCAGCAGCAGCAGCAGCAGCAGCAGCAGCAGCAGCAGCAACAGCAACAGCAGCUGAUGAUGAUGAUGAUGAUGCAGCAGGAUCCCAAAUCAGUCCGGCUGCCGGUCUCCCCGAACAUCCACCCGCCACGGGGCCCUCUGAGUUCGGACGCCCAGAGGAUGCCCGGGCAGCAGGGCGGGGGGGGCGUGGCCGCGAUGCCCGGCGUGCCCGCGAUGGGCGGCCUGCAGGGCCCCGGUUCCGUCCCGCCCUCUCCGGAUAAGGCGAGGCUGCCCCUGCCUGGCAACCCUGCUGCUCUGGGGAACAAUGCCAGGAAGAUGGCUUACCAAGAGAGCCCCCAGAACCCGUCCAGCUCGCCCCUGGGAGAAGGGUCCUCGGCGCACGGGCUCCCGGAAGGAGGCGGGAGCGACGGGCCGCCCGCCACGGGGCCCGGGAACCACCUGGCGUCUCACCUGGUGCUCUCCCAGAGCCAGCUGCUGCUGGCGGGGCCCAAGGCCGGACCGGCUUCCCUGCCGCCGCCGCCGCCGGGCCCCGGCCCCGGCCCCCAGCAGCCUCCCGCCAGCUCUCUGCCCGGCUCGCACGGUCACCACUUCGCCAACGUGGCAGCCCCGGCCCAGGCCUCCCGGCCCAAGACCCCCAACCGGGCCAGCCCGAGGCCCUACUACCCCCAGACUCCCAACAACCGGCCACCCAGCACGGAGCCCUCCGAAAUCAGCCUGUCGCCGGAGCGCCUCAACGCCUCCAUAGCCGGCCUCUUCCCCCCGCAGAUUAACAUCCCGCUGCCUCCCCGGCCCAGUCUGAACCGCGGGUUUGACCAACAGGGGCUCAACCCGACCACCCUGAAGGCGAUCGGACAGGCCCCUUCCAACCUCCCCCUCGGCACGGCUCCCGCCUUCCCCGCCCCGCCGGUGCACAAGCUGGACCCCGUGGUGGGCGGUCCCGGGAAGCAGGCCAACGCCGCCGGGGGCACCAAGCGGGCGAGCCCGAGCCACAGCCGGAGGUCCAGCCCCGGGGCCGGCCGCAAGGCCGCCCCGAGCCCGGGCCGGCAGAAUGCCAAGACCCCGAAGCUCGGCCUGGCCGCCCAACCCGGCCUGACCCCGAUGCCCACCCCGGAGCCCCAGAGGAGCCUGGGGGCCGCCUUCCCGGGCGCUGCCCCGCCCGCCCCCGGCCCCGCGCCGCCCGGCGCCGAAGAGGCCCGUGAGGGCCCGACCGGCCCUCGGGAGGUCGAGGGUCCCCGAGACCAGCCUGGCGCCGAGCCGAAGGGCCUCUCUGUCCCGGAGGGGCCGGCCGUGGUCCCGGAAGAGCAGCAGAAGAAGGACGGCCCGCCGCCGGAGCCGCCCAAGCCUCCCGCCGGGGAGGAGGGCAGGGUGACCCUCCAGUCUCCGGCCAUGAGGGAGGCCCCGACGUCGCUGAGCCAGCUCCUCGACAACUCCGGAGCGCCCAACGUGGCCCUCAAGCCCCCCGGGCCCGCCGGCGUCGAAGCCCCGGCGGGUCCGGGGGUCGCCGGGGAGGAGCUCCGGAAGGCAGCCGUCGCUCCCCCGCCGCAGGAGCCGCCUCCCGCUCAGGACCCUCCCGGCCCCCUCACCGGCUCCCACUCCGGCGAGACCGGCGCCGGCCUCGGGCCCCAGGACCCGGGGGACAGGAGCGGGCCGGGUUCGCUGCCGGGCACGCAGAGGCCCGCCGGCGGCACAUCGAUGGCCACGCCCAUGCCACCGAACCAGAUAACCGUCUUCGUCACCUCCAACCCCAUCGCCUCUUCAGCCAGCUCGUCAGCUCCCCUGCCCUCGCACCUGCAGCCCGCCCUGAUGCCCGCGGUGGUCACGGUGCCCAGCGUGGGGAACAAGGUGGUGGUGUCCGAGGGCCAGUCCCCGGCGCAGAUGGCCGGCCGGCCGCAGUUCAUCACGCCGGUCUUCAUCAACUCGUCCUCCCUGAUUCAAGUCAUGAAGGGGUCACAGCCGAGCCCGCUCCCCGCUGCCCCGGUGGCCCCCAGCUCCGGCUUGGUGGCCCAGUCCGUGGCGGUCGUAGGCCCCCUGCACAUCCCGCAGAGCAUCAAGUUCUCCACGGCCCCCGCCGGCCCGCCACCUGCCGGCCCGGCCCCUAGCGCGUCGGCCGGCCGCCCCGUGGUCCUCAGCGCGUUGCCCGCGCCCCUCCCGCUCCCGGCCCCCGCCGUGCCGGCGGCCCCGGCCGCCCCGGCCCCGGCCCCGGUCCCGGCCCCGACCCCGGCCCCGGCCCAGCAAGCCAAAGACGCCGCGCCCGAGGAGGCCGGCGCCCCCGGGAGCGUUUCGGCAGAGCAGGGCGCUGUGGCCCAGGCUGGAGCCCCCGUCCCCGCUCUGGUCCCCGCCGGUUCUGGGCCUCCCGGCCACAGGCGGAGCCCCGUUUCAUCGGGCAAGGGCAAGGGGAAAGUGGACAAGAUCGGUCAGAUCCUCCUGACGAAGGCGUGCAAGAAGGUCACGGGGUCCCUCGAGAAGGGAGAGGAGCCGGGCGCCGCGGACGGAGACGCCGGGGGCCCGGGGCAGGAAGCCCCCGGCCCAGAGCAGCUGCUCUCGGAAGCGGAGGGCCAAACCGGGCCAUCCCCGGCACCCUCUUUACCGAGGCUGAGCCCUCCUGGCCCCGGAAACCCGGGUGCCAGCCCCACCGCGGCUGGGGGCGCCUCGCCGGCACCCAGCCUACGGAGCGGCACCCCUCCUACCGGUGCGCUCUCGCUGGCCCCCGCCCCCGGCGCUUCAGAGCCCACCCCCGCCCCCUCAAGCGCCAAAGGGCCCCCCGGCGGUGUGACCUCUGAGCAGCUCGGGAGCGGCCUAGCCGAGGACAAAGCAGGAGCCCACCUAGAGCUGCUUCAGAACACAGUGCCUUCCCAGAGCGUCCCUCUGAAGGAAAGUCCCGCCGCACCACUCCCAGGCGCUGCCCAGGGGCCAGAACCCGAAGCGGGUGCCACGGUGACAUCCGGCCCCAGCGAGCCCCGGGAGGCCGGAGACAAGGGCAAAACUCCGAGCAGAAGGAACUCCAGGACCGAGGAGCCCGCAGCCACCCCGACCCCGACCCCGCCGGACGGCGCCGACGGCGGCCAGCGCAAGCGAUCCUCCCGGCCCGCCUCCGCCUCCAGCGCCGCCAAAGACCCGGCUGCCAGCGCGAUGCAGUCCAAAAGAAGAAAAUCAAAGUAAGGGUGCCCAAGGCCCUCAUGGAUUGUAAAUGGGUGUGAAUUUUACAAAGAGAAAUUUUGAGCUGUGAUUAUUUUGUAAACAAAUCACUGUACAGUUAGUCUUUUUAAUACAGUGCCCCCCAUUCCUAGCCUUCGCAGUCUUCUUAAAAGAUGAAAUCAAAAUGAGAGUAUGGGGGGGUGCCUGACCCUCUCCUAAUGCAAGAUGAAGUACAGGGUUGUUGUAAUAAAUGAACAAAUGAAAUUGUACAUUUAGGUUUUUACUUUGAUGAAGAAUGAAGAGUCAGAGUUGUCAUUUCAGGUAUCUGAUUGUGUGUGUGCGUGUUGCGCGUGUGUGCAUGCACGCAUGCGCUUGCCUACUUUGCAGUCCCGGGGGCAAGGAUGCCCACCCCUUUGGGCGGAAGUGUAGAUAAUUUUCCGAUGUCGUAUUUCAGGUGUAUUUGUUGUAGAAAUGGACCGGUGAAAUGAAAAAUCAGUUUAAGAGUUUGUAUCACGUGCAGUCCUUUAACGCGCUGAAUAAAUGUUGUUGGCCCAGAG